ACCGUCAGAGACGGGAGACAGAGCACAGUGCAGGUCAAAGGAUCUUGAGGCGCUUGAUUUGCUCUGUUCCUUUGGAGCGGCUCGGUCCUCUCUGGAGCCUAGGUCUAUAGUAGACCCCACCUCCAGGCUUACUGAGCUCAGUACCAUGAGGCCCAGCACUCUACCCCCUAGUACUUGAAGGCCCCGUCCUCAUCCACAAAAGGGAAAUAAGACUGCUCAGCUGUUCCCUCUCAGGGAACAGGCAGGGAGGCCCACAGCCUGCAGGAAGAUGACAAGGAGCUUUGCCUCUCCCUUAGAUGAUUAGGCUUGGCUCCUGUCCCUGGGGCCCCACAUGCUCAGAAGCUCAGUCGUGAGUAUUCUGAAGAACUGGGCAGUGAGUGGGUGAUGCUGGGAACAGCUUUGGCAUGGGAGGUGAUAGAAGCUUCUGGGGGCUGGAGGGUCUUGUGAGGGGUAGGUUGGGAGGUGUGUCAGUGGAUCAAGUUCUGGGUUCUCUGAGGCUGAGGUUCCUAUGUCAGUCUGUCAGAAAACUUCGGUGACCUGGGUGACAUAGCCCUGCACAGGGUAUCUAUACAGACUGGGACAAUAUAAAGGAGAACUUGUUGGUGUCCCUGUCAAGUGUGUCUGUGGUUGGCUGAGGCUCCGUCUGGUCUUCUGGGCCUGGCCCUCCCAGCCUCACUCCCCCCAACCGCUUGCAGAGCUCAUCAUUUCUCUUUCAUUUCCACUUUUUGCUGAUGGGGCUGAUGCGAGCUGGUGAGGAUCAGAGCCCAGGGGGCUCCUGGCCCCUAGUGUCUUGAUGAAGAAAAUGAAACCUCCUCCAGGAUGGGGGUCUUCACCGUGGAGGGUGGCCCCUACAGACAGCACCUUCAGGCUGGUGUCCUGUGUCUCCUUCUGAACUUCCUGCCCUGCAUCUCUGCCCAGCCCGUGUGCAGAGAGAAGGAGUACCCUGUGGGCAGCGAGUGCUGCCCUAUGUGCUACCCAGGUUACCAUGUGAAGCACCCCUGCAGUGAGCAGACAGGCACAGUGUGUGCCCCCUGCCCCCCGCAGACUUACACCGCCCAUGCAAAUGGCCUGAGCAAGUGUCUGCCCUGUGGAGUCUGUGAUCCAGACAUGGGCCUGGUGACCUGGCAGGAGUGCUCCAGCCGGAAUGACACUGUGUGCAGGUGCAGCCCAGGCUACUUCUGUGAGACCCAGGAGGGGGCCCACUGCUCCAUGUGCUUGCCACACACCACCUGCCCUCCCGGACACAGGGUGCAGAGGAGAGGUACUUACAGCCAGGACACUGUGUGUGCCAACUGCCCAACAGGGAGCUUUUCACCAGGAGGGACACAGGAGGAAUGUCUGCCCUGGACCAAGUGCAAAUCAUGGAUUGAGAAAGAAGCGGAACAUGGGACCAGCAGCACAGAUGCCAUUUGCUCCAUUUCCUGGAGCUUCAUUUUACUCAUCCUUGUGGGACUUGUGAUAGCUGGGCUAGGAAUCCUCAUCAUCAUUUGUAGGCAAAGAAGGCUGCACACCAGCCCAGAGGCCAGGGAGCUGGAGCCUUUCCAGGGGGACAGACAGGAGAACACUGUCAGCUUUCCAGUCACUGAGGUGGGGCUUGCUGUGACUGAGGAGAAGCCAGCCUUCAACUGUGAGAAUUCUGGGUGACAAGACACCUUGGAUGCCCUGGUGGGAAGCUUCCAUAUGCCUCGGAGGCAUGGAAGAUACCCUGGCCUGCUCCCAUGGGCCCCUCCACCCAAAUCCUAAGUGCUGGGAUGAAGGCACACAGCACUAUGUCAAACCUCUUAAGGGAUUUUGGGGAUGAAUUUUGGUCCUUAUGAUGUGCGGUUACACCAUUCCCACAUCUUCAAAGAAACUUUCUAAAUUAUCUGCAGUUUUUUUUUUUUCUACUUGACAUGGGAAAUAAAUAUUUUUGUUACA
This is a messenger RNA of Psammomys obesus (fat sand rat), 1917 nucleotides long. RefSeq names its product TNF receptor superfamily member 14 (gene Tnfrsf14). The transcript has 8 exons. Gene Ontology annotation, molecular function: protein binding. Gene Ontology annotation, cellular component: external side of plasma membrane. The record is from RefSeq and is a predicted model, not a curated record. Lineage: Eukaryota; Metazoa; Chordata; Mammalia; Rodentia; Muridae. The coding region runs from base 820 to 1644 and encodes 274 amino acids. Gene Ontology annotation, biological process: negative regulation of alpha-beta T cell proliferation; defense response to Gram-negative bacterium; positive regulation of peptidyl-tyrosine phosphorylation.